Staurois parvus is the source of this 1613-nucleotide messenger RNA. The record is from the annotation of a GenBank genome assembly. Lineage: Eukaryota; Metazoa; Chordata; Amphibia; Anura; Ranidae.
AUGGCACUCAAUGUUCCUGGGCUGAUAGCUGUCAUCAUUUUCUAUGCAAUGACUUUGGUCACUGGUCUCUGGGCAGCCUGGAAAGCCAAAAGGAAUGAGAAGAACAAAAAGGAGACGGAGGUAGCUAUUGUUGGAGGAAGAAACCUGAACAUGCUUGUGGGGCUCUUUACAACUACUGCUACAUGGGUUGGUGGUGCCUAUAUUAAUGGAACAGCGAGAUCGUCUAUCUUCCUACAAGAGGACUUGCCUGGGUUCAUGCUCCACUGGGCUUUGCGGCAACAUUUAUCAUUGGUGCUCUCUUCUUUGUUAAGCCAAUGAGGUCUAAAAAUUAUGUGACAAUGAUGGACCCUCUCCAAGAAACAUUUGGGGACGCAAUGGGGAGUAUCCUGUUUAUCCCACCAUUGCUUGGUGACAUUUUCUGGUUUGCAUCUAUCCUGGCCUCUCUAGGAGCCACUGUCAGAGUCAUUCUGGAUGUGAGCGGCUACAUAUCCAUCGUUAUCUCUGCCUGUACAGUCAUUUUGUACACGUUACUUGGAGGACUCUAUUCUGUUGCCUAUACUGAUGUCAUUCAGCUACUCUUCAUGAUGAUCAGUCUGUGGAUUUGUGUACCAUUUGCUCUUCUAAAUUCUGCAUCUGAAAACAUUGCUUACACAGCAGUGAAUAAAGUGUACCAAGAACCCUGGAUUGGUAAUAUACAGCCACAGUACAUUGCAAGAUGGCUGGAUGAUUUGGCUUUCCUGAGUCUGGGUGGCAUUGCAUGGCAAAUCUAUUUUCAGAGAGUUCUUGCUGCAUCAUCCUCUAAGCAAGCAAUGGUAACAUCUUACCUCUCAGGGGUUCUGUCUGCAGUCUUGGGGGUCCCUUCUAUUCUCAUUGGAGCAGUUGCAGCCUCUACAGACUGGAACCAGACUAACUAUGGCCUGCCCUCACCAUAUAAGAGGAAUGAGUCAAACAUGAUUCUUCCUCUGGUAUUGCAGUACCUCUGCCCGACGUAUGUGUCAGUGGCGGGUUUGGGAGCCAUUGCAGCAGCUGUGAUGUCCUCUGCAGACUCCUCUCUCCUGUCUGCCAGCUCCAUGUUUGCCUACAACAUCUACAAGAAGAUGCUAAGGAAGACGGCCUCUGAUCGAGAAGUUCUGUGCGUCAUGCGUCUUUCCAUGAUCUUGCUGGGCUCAGCAGGUACAGGCUUGGCGUUCCUCUCAAACUCUGUGUAUGACCUUUGGUUCCUGAGUGGAGAACUGGUGUACGCCCUUUUGUUCCCUCAGCUUUGCUGUGCCCUGUUCCUCCCCAGCACAAACACGUAUGGAUCUGUGGCUGGAUUCUUCUUGGGAUUUGUUCUCCGACUUCUGGGAGGAGAAAAUUCCCUUAAAAUUCCUCCAGUGCUCCACUACCCAGGAUGCAUUUUUGCAGAAGGUGUCUACAUACAGUUAUUUCCCUUCAAGACGUUUACCAUGCUGGUCAGCCUGAUCACCAUCAUCGUCACAUCUUAUCUGGCACAGUUUUUGUUCAUGAAGAAAAUACUUCCAAUUCGAUGGGACAUAUGCAAUGUGUUUCACAAACAGCUGUCUCAUCCAGCUCCACAUGAACUGGAAGAGCGAGAGACUCUCCAUAACACCUGA